GGCACGGCGGAGGGAGCGCAUCGGAGGCGGAGCGGACUUGGUCUCGUUUCCCUUCCCGGCUUCCCUCGCCUUCCCUGCCCGGGCUGCGCAGGAGAAGCCUCGGUCUGCGGCCGCGAUCGCUGGGAAGGGGCCGCGCGACGCUCCCGCAGCCGGAGAGUCCGGCGCGAGGCCACCGGCUGCGUCCCGGGGCGCGCUCGGCGGCCCCCUGGCCUUCUCUCCAAAGGCGCACGCGUUUGGCCAACCGCCCCCCCCCAAAAAAAAAAAAUCCUAGUUGAAAGCUAUCGCCAUGGCCACAAGAUCCAUUGUGGACUCCAAGCAGGCCGAGGAGGUGGUGCAGGGCAUCCCGACCGAGGUGGUGUGCACAGCCUUUGCCAACACGAUCCUGGUGGUGGUGACCCAGUACGGGAAGAUGGGGACCCUCAUCUCGGUGGAGCCGAACGUGGUGGCCGACGGCAUCAGCAGCCCUUUGCUCACCACAAAAGUCCUGCUUGGCAAAGACGAGCCCCUCGUCCACAUCUGUGCCAAACACCUGGUGACGUCGGUCUCUCAGGAAGCUGGGAACAAGCCAGUUCUCCUGGCGUUGGCCUUGAAGGACAAGAGCAUUGAAGGGAUCCGGAUCCUGCAAGAGGUGAUUGGCCGGUGCCGGGUGUGGUGAGGUCCGACCUGCAGCGUGGAAGACUUCAACUCGCCGGGACUGAUUUGUCUUUCCUCACGUGAGGUAUUUACCUCUUUCAGAUGGGCGCUGUCUUGGAUGUGCCUUUGCUACAGAGACAAUAGUUGUUGUUGUUGUUUUUUAAAAAAAAAAUAAGUCAGUAUAGCAGACCAAACAAGCAGGACACCAACAUUGCAAAAGGAUAGCAUUCAACGCAGCCAUCUUGCAUUCCUGAUCUGCGAUGAGCGAGUCGGUUGCAGCUCAAUAAAUGACCUCCACGAAGAUCCAUUUCAAAGCU
Molecule: messenger RNA, 950 nt
Organism: Zootoca vivipara (common lizard)
Lineage: Eukaryota; Metazoa; Chordata; Lepidosauria; Squamata; Lacertidae
Gene: PSMG3
Product: proteasome assembly chaperone 3
Biological process (GO): proteasome assembly
Source: RefSeq, a predicted model, not a curated record